This is a messenger RNA of Xiphophorus maculatus (southern platyfish), 3482 nucleotides long. It is a transcript of the gene slc44a5b, whose product is annotated as solute carrier family 44 member 5. The record is from RefSeq and is a predicted model, not a curated record. The transcript has 22 exons. Gene Ontology annotation, molecular function: transmembrane transporter activity. Gene Ontology annotation, cellular component: membrane. The coding region runs from base 194 to 2335 and encodes 713 amino acids. NCBI's taxonomy places the organism in Eukaryota, Metazoa, Chordata, Actinopteri, Cyprinodontiformes, Poeciliidae. Gene Ontology annotation, biological process: transmembrane transport.
GCUGCGUGGAUGAAGCAUCCUCAGAGCAUCCAACAGCCUAAGACCGUGCAGGCUGCCUUUGUUUAUUUCACGACGGGACUGCUGUCCCUGUUUCUGCUGCUGCGACUGGAUAAAAUAACUGACCCUCACCUCGACUCUCAUAUGCAGUCUCCAACACCAACACGGCGGUGGUGUGCUUGUUCUACUAACUGCCAUGGCUAGAAACACGGACACCCCAUCUCCUUAUCCUUAUCAUGGUGAACCAAUCAAGUUUGACCCAAACUUCAGAGGGCCUGUUCAGAACAGGAAGUGCACUGAUGUGGUUUGCUGCAUUAUCUUUCUCAUUGUUAUCCUGGGCUACAUCGCCCUGGGUACUGUCGCCUGGUUCCACGGAGACCCCAGGAAAAUCAUUUCUCCAACUGAUAGCCAGGGCCAGUUUUGUGGCCAGACGGACACCUCAAAUUCAAAUAAAAACAUAUUAUUCUACUUCAAUAUGCUGAAAUGUGCCAGUCCUGCAGUUUUAAUUAACCUCCAGUGCCCUACAACUCAGCUCUGUGUCUCCAAGUGCCCUGACAGAUUUGCCACGCUAUCGGAAGUUUCAGUUAACAAGAGCUGGGAAUAUUACAGGCAAUUCUGCAAGCCUGGGUUUGUGUUGGGAAGUAAGUCAGUUGCAGAGGUUAUUCGAGAUGAAGAUUGCCCUCUAAUGCUUGUGCCAAGCAAACCAAUACUACAGCGGUGCUUUCCUGAGUUCAAGUCAAAGGAGGGAUUAUUAACUGUUGCAAAUCAGACCACCUUCAGAGACCCUCGCAACAACACGUGGACUGUCAACGAUCUCAGAGAUGCUGCUAUGGGAAUAGCCAGUCUGCUGAAUGCCAAGGAAAUUGGCGUAAAGAUCUUGGAGGAUUAUGCAAAUUCCUGGGUAUGGAUAUUAAUAGGCCUGGGAAUGACCAUGGUGUUCAGUCUGAGCUUCAUCCUACUGAUGCGCUACAUUGCUUGUGUGAUACUGUGGCUCAUGAUUUGUGGUAUCAUCAUUGCAGCUGGCUAUGGUGGCUGGCGGUGUUACAAAGAGUAUGUUCUUCUGUUAGAAAAACCAGAUACAAAUGUCGCCAUCUCUGAUAUUGGCUUCCAGACAGAUCUCAGCAUUUACCUUGAGAUGAGCCAGACGUGGCUCGUUUUGAUGAUCCUGCUUAUUUUGAUUGUGGUUGUCAUCGUUCUUAUGCUGAUUUUUCUGAGAAAGAAUCUAAGCAUCGCUUUUGCACUAAUGAAGGAAGGAAGCAGGGCCAUCUUUUACAUCAUAUGUACUCUCUUCUACCCGAUCGUCACCUUUUUUCUUCUGGCCAUCUGCAUAGCCUACUCUGCUGUCACAGCAGUCUUCUUGGCCUCUUCAGGUAAUGCCAUCUACAAGGUGACUUCCCCUGAUGAUAAGUGCAUUCAUAGAAACCUCACGUGCAGUCCAAAGACCUUCAGUCAGACCAACAUAGCCAAAGAGUGCCCUGGAGCACAGUGCAUGUUUGCAUUUUAUGGUGGAGAGACUGUAUACCACAACUACAUCAUCCUCCUCCAUGUUUGUAACCUGUUUGUGUUCCUCUGGCUGGUCAAUUUUGUCUUGGCCUUGGGAAAGUGCACUCUGGCAGGGGCAUUCGCCUCCUACUACUGGGCCAAGAGGAAGCCGAAAGACAUCCCUACCUGCCCUGUUUACGCUUCGUUCAGCAGAGCCAUGCGUUACCACACGGGUUCUCUAGCCUUUGGUUCUCUACUCCUUGCUAUGGUGCAGAUGAUCCGAAUUGUUCUUGAGAACCUGCAUCUCAAAUUGAAACGUUCUCAAAGUUGUAUGAGUCGGUUCCUGCUUCACUGCCUCAAGUGCUGCUUCUGGUGCCUGGAAAGAUUCAUCAAGUUUCUUAACACAAAUGCAUACAUUAUGAUAGCAAUAUACGGGCACAGCUUUUGCAAAUCUUCCAGGGACGCGUUUGAUCUCUUGAUGAGGAAUAUUUUGCGGGUGGUUGUCUUAGAUAACCUCAUCACCUUUCUGCUGUUCAUAGGAAAGCUGGUCAUUUCAGGAGGAAUUGGGGUCCUUGCAUUUCUCUUCUUCUCUAAAAGAAUACCAAUUGUUCAAGAUAUGGUACCUCAACUAAACUUCAACUGGGUCCCCCUUCUGACGCUGAUAAUUGGGUCGUUCAUGAUCUCAAGUGGCUUUUUUAAUGUUUAUGCCAUGUGUGUGGACACGCUGUUCCUAUGCUUUUGUGAGGACCUGGAGAGGAAUGAUGGCUCUUCUUCCAGGCCCUACUAUGUAUCUCCAGGCCUGCACAAGAUCCUCCGCAAAGGAGAGGAGCGUGCUAAAUCGAGUGCUUCCUCCUGAGCGAUGUGCCGAUUUCUUUCCUGAACUUUUGAUUCUGACUCACUUCUCCAUAUCUGCUUUGUGUGUGGAGGUUCUGCAAGUUCUUGAGGGCUAAACAUCUAAAUUGGAUGCAGGGAUGACCUGAACAUGAAAGGACAUGUAAACAGUUCAGGUCCCAAAGCACAGUGGACCGAAAAAAAAACACUUGGCCUCACUUCCUCUCAUGAGCCAGUUCAGAUACUUGCCUUUUUGUCUUCUAUGCUUUUCUUCAUGUUUCUCUGUAUUUUCUGCUGACCUCUGCCUUACUUUGAGGAUGCACAUCAAUAUACAGGAUGGAUGCACAAGCGGAGACACAUUUUUUUUUUUUUUUGUAAACCCAAACAAACAUGGGGACCUUAAAUUGUACAGAUGCCACUGAUGGACUAUGAUGUAAAGCAUCACCCUGAACAGUGUUGGACUUCUGGGGCACUUUCUUAUCGCACUUUGGUCUUUUGGUGUGAAAUCAUGAUCUGUUUGAUUCACCUACAGUAAAGGAAUCGUGUGUUUAAUUUACUGCCUGCAGCAUGACUAUUUUGCUGUUGUUUCCCACAUUUCUUUUUAGGUGAUUUUCAUCCUUGAUAAUAGUAAACACAAAUCCGAAUAUGAUUUGAACACUACACCCAGCUAAACUCUUAUUUUCAGUUCACCACACAAUCAUUUCAUUUCAGUUAAUACCCCCUUGUAUGUACUGUAACACAAAAGACUUUGUGGGAGGUUAAGACUUUAACAUAAAUUUUAUGGUUAUUGCUUAAAAUCUGGACAGAGCCUGAGUAUCUUCAGGACAUGUGAUUGCAGCCGCUAGUUUAUGUGCCUAGUUGUCAAAAAAAGGAAUAAAACAAAUGUUCCUCCUUCUGUAAUUUUAGACUUAACACCAGGAGUUUUUGGGAUAAAGUUUAUAAAAGGAUUUCAAAGCCAUUUUUGGUAGUCUUUUUAUUUGUAUUAUUAUUAUUAUUGGAUUAUUGGAUGUUCAGAUGUUGUGCUGUUUUAAUAUUCAGUAUAAUACACACGUCUGUCUGAAGGUUAAUCUGUGUUUCGGUUUUGUACAGGACUUCUUUUUUUUUUUAACUUAAUGAAACAGACGAAAAUGUGAUCAUUUCUUUUUGAAUAAACAUAAAUGGAUGACGUAUCA